Messenger RNA from Fomitopsis serialis, 1883 nucleotides. RefSeq lists its product as uncharacterized. Lineage: Eukaryota; Fungi; Basidiomycota; Agaricomycetes; Polyporales; Fomitopsidaceae. Gene Ontology annotation, molecular function: protein binding. The transcript has 9 exons. Bases 16 to 1746 code for a protein of 576 amino acids. The record is from RefSeq and is a predicted model, not a curated record.
CUGUCGGGUACCAUCAUGAACGUCAUUAUUGCCGCCCUCGCGCCCGACCCGCCACCGUCGCCGCUGCUCGACCUGCCCACCGAGCUCAUCGUCCGCAUCCUCGCCCGCCUCCCCUGCCCCGCCCUGCUCGCCUGCAGACUCGCCAACCGAUCCUUCUGCACCCUCAUCGACGCUGACACAAGCCUCCAAUAUACCGUCGAGCUCUAUGCUGCCGGAGCAGUCGACAACCCCGCCUCGCGCCAUGUCCUGGCCGACCGCCUGCGCAUCCUGAAGGAGCGUGAGAGGGCAUGGCACCGCUUGGAGUUUUCUCGCAUCGCGCAGAUUCAGGUGCCACACAACCCCUCGAGCAUAUACGACCUCACCGGCGGGAUGUUCCUGCUCGGCGAGUCCUACUCGCGACUGCUGCCUGCGUGGAGGUCUACGGACGCAACGCGAUCCAUCAAUCUGCGGGCUGCCUUGAAGGCCAACAGUACCGCGGAUGCACUAGACGGCCCAUGGGCACAUAUAGACAUCCACUCGAAGAUCAUGGACGUCGGGAUCGCUGCGCAGGAGCAUGACUUGAUCGCAAUCGUGACCUACUCGUAUACUUUAGCGAACGAAUUACUAGCGGACCUCAGGAUCCACUUGAUCAAACUGUCGAGCGGAGGCCACCAUCCCGCUGCGUCCCAGCCUGUCUUACAGGUCCCGAGGAUGCCGUUUUUCCCCGGCCACUGCAGCGUCUCGAUUGAGAUCGUCGGGGACACGCUCGGCGUCCUCUUCAACUCCUCGCGCCUCUUGAAUGCCCGGGGAGACGCGACGCCCGCCGUUUCGUUCUACGUCUACAACUGGAAAACUGGAAAACUGAAAUUCACACGCACGGCAAACGGGCCUCAUUAUAACGCGUUCUGCUUCCUCUCGCCAGACGUGAUCGUUCUCCCGAACAUCACCGCCCGCUCGCUGGAGCUCUGCUCACUCAGCGUGCCCGAAGGCUCCUCCGAGGACCCGGCGCCGCUGCAGACGCUCUGCAGCCUCGCGCUGCCCCAGAUCACGUCCAGCACGCUCCUGCACCGGAUCUGGUGCCGCGCCGAGCCGAACGCGCUCGCGACGUGCAACGGCACCUUCGCCGACGCGCCGUUCUUCAGCGACCCCGCGCGCGCGGUGAUCAUCUUCAACGUCGUCGCGCAGGAUCUGCUGAACGGCACGCUGCACUACCUGUCCCUCGUCGUCCACCGCUCCUCGCUCCUCGCGCGCCUCGAGCUCGCUCCCCAGCUCUCGCCGGCAUCGUCGCCGGCGAUGCAGCCCCCGCGCGUGGAGUGGGCGGAGUGGGGCCCGCCUGCGUGCGUGUGGCUCGACGGCGACGGGCUCGCGAUCCGCUGGAUCACCGUCACCUGCGGGCAGCGGCUCGUCGUCAUGAGCCGGGAGAGCCCCGCGCCCAUCCUGAUCUACGACUUCAACCCGCGCGCGGUCGCACGCCGGACACACGCGGCUCGUGCGCGGGGACGGCUCGUCCGUGAGUCGGCGCACAGCGACCUGGAGUGCGACGGCGGCGGGGCGAAGACGGUGUUUUUGCGGCGCGCGGCGCUGCUGUCGACGGUGUUCGAGGAGCCGGUGCGGUCGGAGAUGGGGUACAGCGUGACGGAGACGAGGGAGGAGUAUGACUACGAGAGCGUGAUGAUGGACGAGGGGGUUCUGAUCGGGGUGCGGCUGGACACGGAGGCGGACAAUAUCGAGAGUCUGGUGCUGCAUGCGGUCGGGCCUGUGGCGUGAAAUGUAGAUCACUGUGAUGCACCAGUGAAAUGUCAACUCAUUUCUCUACUAGGAAUCAAUAGAACCUUAUGCACUCUCAUCGAGACUACCUGAUCAAGUUCAGAUUCAAAUCCCGCGUGCCAUCGGAUUCGUUGUAC